Macrobrachium nipponense is the source of this 8719-nucleotide messenger RNA. RefSeq names its product SLIT-ROBO Rho GTPase-activating protein 1-like. Gene Ontology annotation, molecular function: protein binding. NCBI's taxonomy places the organism in Eukaryota, Metazoa, Arthropoda, Malacostraca, Decapoda, Palaemonidae. Gene Ontology annotation, cellular component: cytoplasm. Gene Ontology annotation, biological process: signal transduction; negative regulation of cell migration. The record is from RefSeq and is a predicted model, not a curated record.
UGACAGUUACCAAGCUCGCCACAUCCCCCCGUUCUAAGCUCUCGCCCUCUCUCUCUCUCCACCCUCUCUAUCUCUCCCUCUAAUACCCGCCGCCGCCUUCAGCAGAUUUUUAUUCGGGUCUGAGGUGCUAAGGCUGCGCCCUUCGGCCUCGCAGCCGUUAGCGAUGGCUAGAGGUCCUCUAUUUCCGCCUGGGCAAGGCAGUGGAUUAUAUAUUAGAAAGGAAAUGCAAGAAAUCUCACGCUAAAAGGAAGACAGUGUGUGUGUGUGUGUCGAGAGAGAGAGAGAGAGAGAGAGAGAAAGAGAGGAGGAGGAGGAGGAGGCUCGGGAAUCGUCCGGACGCCCAGUUUGUUUUCAGCUGGAGCGAAAUAAGAACUGUCACUGGGGCCAGAAUUUAAAAUGGCAGAGAGGUGAAAUUUUGACUUUCUAAAUGACCCAUGUGUUAUAGAUCGUGAAAUGACGAAAUAACGUCAUUUGCCCUUCACCCUAGUUAGUGAUAAGUGAGUUUGUUGUGCAUUUCUGUCUGAAAUUCUAUAAGAAACGUAAGGGUGAAAUCAGAAACCAAAAUCAGCCUGUGGACCGAAGGAAGCAGAGCUUCCCUAUUGUGAUUUUUGUGGUUUCUCAUUUUUAAGAAAAAUUGAGAAUUCUUCAUGAAAAUGAUGACUGCAAGCAGGAUGUCACUUAGUAAUGAAAGAAAAAGAAAACGCUCGCUAUCCGAUUGAAAGAAACUGAAUGACACUCGCAAUUAAUUUAGUACAAUUAAGAGAACACUGAAUCUCGUGUUUCCGUCGGACUGAAAGGAGGAAACAUGGGCUGGCACAAAGCAUCGUGCUUGUGCUGACCCUCUGCUUGUGGCGCAUGGGUGUGUGUGGGUCGACCAUGGGCGUCUUCUGGCCUUGAAGACGUAUUCCCCACCCACACCAUCCCUAUAAGGUCCACUCCUCGUUCCUCUAACUGGGAUUCCUGAAGCCUCCCCAUUCACAUUCGCGACCAUUUUUCAAGAUCCCUCUUAUUCUCUUCGCCAAGUUGAAAGUAUUGCCUCAGUGAAUUUCGGAAACUCGACAUUCCAAAUGACCAACUAGCGAACAUGAUGUUAUCUAAAGAAACUUUACGGUAACCUGUCCCCGUCAUUAUCCUUCCCAAUACGUACCGGCAUACCGAGGGAGCUCAGUGAAAGAACCCCCUCCCCCCCACCGCAAUCAAUCGGGCCCCAAUUCGGAAUACCCCCAGCAGUAGUGAAAGGUUCGCCCCAGAUUGACCUCCCUACCCUUCGUCAUGAGUACCAGCAACUUAUCCGUCGCGGGGACAUCCCCCGUCAGCAGCACCAGCAGCGUCUGCGGCAGCGUCGCGGGGAGCGUCAGUGCCGGCAGCGGCAGUGCCGGCGCCGUGAGUGGUAGCGGCAGCAGCAGCGGCGGCGGCGGGGGCGGGAGCGGAGGCCCCGGUGCCCUUGCUAAGCUCUCGGGGCUGCACGAGUGGCUGAGUCUGGAGAACAGAAGAGUGAAGCAGUGGUGGUCGACCCGCUCCGGCACCGACCUGCACCGGAUCUAUAUGAACCAGAUGCAGGACACUGACGAAUUGCGGUCGCAGUUGAAUGAACAGUUGCGGGCCCUAGAUGGACGGGUCGACACUCAGACAGCGUUGGUGGUGGAGCUGCAGGAGUGGUUCCGGAGGAGGGCUGAGCUACACCAGGACUAUGCCACCAAGCUCGACAAGCUUUCCAAGUCUCUGCACGCCAGGCACAAGGAACAGAAAAUAAAAAGGGAACAGCUGCACCUGUUCAGUGUCUACAGUUGCUGGAACUCACUAAUGACACAGACCAAGAAAGAUGCAAGGGAUCAAAUGGCCAUGGCAGAUGUGUACCUGAACAACAUCAUUCCAAGAUUCACUCAGGUUCAAGAUGAUGUCACCAGAAUUUACAAGAGAUGUCGGGAAAUCGGCUACGAAAGCCAUGAAGAGUUGUUGAAGGUGCUUCAUGAGCUACAUACUACGAUGAGGACAUACCACACAUACCAGACUGAAUUCAAGAAUGCUGAGACAAAACUUAGGAACUUUGAGGCUCAGCGGUCCAAGUUAGAACAAGGGAUCCCCAAAGAAAAGUUGGAGAAAAGUAAAAAGUUCAAAGUCAUUGAGAAGGAAAUUCAAAAGCGGAGCAACAAAUAUAUGGAUGCAAAAUUGAAGGCCCUAAAAGCUCGCAAUGAAUACAUUCUCUCUAUGGAUUCUGCCAAUGCUGCAAUCCACAAGUACUUUGUUGAAGAUCUGUCGGACAUUGUUGAUUGUAUGGACUUUGGAUUUCACAGCAGCAUUGCCAGAGCUUUACUUGCUCAUGUAUCAGCGCAGGAAUGUGUACGUAGAAGUCUCCAGAGUAGCAUAGAUGACCUUCAGAAAACUAUCAACAACCUAGAUUCCCGACUAGACAAGCAGCGCUUCCUUGAAUACAACAAUGCAGCAUUUAUGUUACCAAAAAAGUUUGAGUUCCAGGGACAUAAAGGCGAUGAGACUCAUGAUGAUUUGAAUGCAACACAGGUGAACCAGGUUAUUGUGAAUCGACAAGUGCAAGAGGAGAUGGAAAAACGAUACGCCCAUCUUGUCAAUCGACUAACAAGCCUGAAGACAGAGUCGGAGGAGACGUGGAAAACGAUAGAAACUGCAGAAAAGACAUUGAUGGAGAUGAUUAACACGAGAGAUUAUGAUGUCGCUCACUACUUUGUUGAUGAACCAAGACCAGAUAAUAAACAACCAGAGUCAAUGCUUAUCAAAAUGAAGGCAGACCGUCAGGAAACCGAAGAUUUCUAUUUAGGGAAAUUCAGGGAAUACACUGUGGGAAGCAACUUGAUAUGCAGAUUACAAGCCAGGUAUGAGUUAAUGCGCAGGGCCUUGGGAGCUGAAAAUCAGAAUACAUCAUCUCCUACCCCAACAAGGAAUUUGGAAAACAAACCUCGUCGACGUCGCAUUGGUCGCAAUCCUCUGAUGGGCCAGCCCAAACUAUUUGGUGGUUCUUUGGAAGAGUAUCUAGAAGCUACAGGCCAAGAUAUACCACUUAUUAUGAAAUCCUGUAUCAGGGUUAUUAAUCUCUAUGGGUUACAUCAUCAAGGAAUUUUCAGAGUAUCUGGGUCUCAGCUAGAAAUCAAUAAUUUCCGUGAAUCGUUUGAGCGUAUGGAGGAUCCCUUAGCUGAUGUUACAGAUGCGUCUGAUAUCAAUAGUGUAGCAGGUGUUCUAAAACUUUACUUCAGGGAACUCCGGGAACCUCUCUUCCCUACUGUGUUCUUUGAUCAGUUCAUGGAAAUUGCUCAGUUGGAAAAGAAACAUGAUUUUGUUAUGAAGAUGAGAGAUGUGGUAACUAGUCUUCCUCGACCGGUAUUUGUUGUUAUGCGCUACCUCUUUGCAUUCCUUAACCACCUGUCUGAAUUUAGUGAUGAAAAUAUGAUGGACCCCUACAAUCUUGCUAUAUGUUUUGGUCCAACCUUGGUGCCUAUUCCAGAAGAUAAGGACCAGGUGCAAUUCCAAAACCUGGUAAAUGAGUUAAUCAAGAAUAUCAUCAUCUUCAGUGAAGAUAUCUUCCCAAGUGACGGUGGUCAGAUAUAUGAAAAAUACAUAUCCCGAGAUUCCAUAGAUUUGGAGGCAGAAGUUGGAGAUGCUCCUUCUGAAGUUCACGAUGAUGUAGACUCAGAACCAGGCCAGUCAGAGGAUGAUUCUGUAUUUAGAGACAAAGAUAUAGCUCUUCAGAUAUUUGGAAAAAGUGAAAUCUUAGAGGCCAUCGCUCAAUUUGACUUCAUAGCACGGUCUGAGAGGGAGCUGAGUUUCAACAAAGGAGAUGUUUUGGUGCUUCACUCGCAAGUAUCAAGCGACUGGUGGCGAGGAUCAUUCCAGGGUAAACAAGGACUCAUUCCAGACAAGUACAUUCUUCUCAAAAUCAGGGAUGAAGAUAAAGACCGCCUUAGUGACCGAAGUGCUGCUGAAAUGCUAAGGAGACGCGCUUCAUCUUCAUCUGAGUCCAUCCUUUCUUCUUCUACGCAGCAGUCAUCGGAAGGAGUGAUUAAACCUUCUCAUAAUGGAGCGGCCCAGGAUUCAUGUGCUAGCCCUGUGAGCCGUGAUGGUCUUGGAGCUGCAUCUACCUCGCUAGGGCUUGGACUUGACACAAGCGGGGGACCAGAUGGGGCGCAAGCAGAUCUAGGACGUUCAGCCUCACCGCUGCCUAGUACCCCAGGGCAGGCCUCCCACUCCCCCACUCCCCCACACUCCCUUCAACACGGGGCUUGUCUCUCCCUCUCAGAUGUGUCGAGUAUCGUGUCUGUCCAGGAGGAGUCGGGGGAGUUCAAUGGCGAACACAAUCUGCAAAUCACCGUGCAAGGUGUGCAGGAUGAGGGUGGAGAUGCUACCCCCACCUCCCCCAGUACCGACCGUCACAGCCAGCAGUCUCCCGGCCCCAUCUCUGAGUCGGUGACCCAGUCUGUGGCCCCUGCAUUGGUGGCGGAAACAAUUGAGCAGGAGGUCAAGAUGGAGGAGUCUCAGAAGAGCAAAAACAUGGAGCAACUGAGCGUUAGCAAUUCAACUACAACCAAUGAUAGCAUAGGUAAUCCAUCAUUAUCCCGUGGUACAUUGGAUAUUAAGGAAGAUCCAGGUGAUCGUUUAGUAAGUGGUGGAAGUUCGUGGGAGCACAGGCCUCGUUGCCCAUCACAAAGCUCCAGCCUGUCAUCUAGUAGCUCAGAAGAACGUCUCAAUCACUCUUCACCUUCGCCUCGCACGUUUUGGGAACGGCGGGAAAAGAACAAACCAGUUGUAGGGGCCCCAGAUUUAGUCAUGGAUUUACCUGUCACACCAUUAUCGUCUUCCCCCAAAGAACACAGUGGCAUUAGCCCCAGGUUACGACGCACACAUCUGCACCGAGAAAGCCAAAGUUAUGAUAGUUCCUCCUCUUCUGGUGGAUCAUCUCCUGGUACCCAGUCCCCAGAUAUGACUGCUGGAGAAGUAUUUGCCAAGCAAAACCAGUGCACACUAAAGAAAACUCCUGCCCUUAAGUCUUUUGGAGGAUAUAGUACAGAUGCACAGACUCAAACUGUAGUCCCAGUUAAAGUAGGAUUGACCUCUUCACUAAGUUUGACACAGAGAAGUACAGAUGCCACAGAAUUGAGAAUCACUGAGGCCGAGGAGUCUUCAGUGUCUAGUAUUGUGCGCAGCCUUGACAAUGUUAUGCAGCAAUUAGAUUCUGAAAUGCGAAGCGAACGUACAGAAAGGUCUCCAGAAGUUCGAGUUGAGAUUCGUUCAGCUUCAGAUAAGCCAUCAGUAGAAGGUCCAGUGGCUCCCUCCACUCCAAAACUAGCUGCUCGGUACCUGCAAGCUGUUGCUGCUUCCACAGGAGGUUCAACACCUGGACUAAAACCUCCAGUUCGAGUCAAGCCGUCUGUUUUGAAAAAACCAUCUCUAACACGCAGUUCUCCAGAACCAGAGCCCUCAAAGUAAUAAGUUCUGUAUUUUUCCAAAGUUAUUCAAGCCUGGAAAGGAAGGUAGUUAUAUUUUUAAAAGAGGUCUUGAAGUGAUUAUUGUAUAAUAAUAGGUGUGAUUAUUGUAAGUGAAAACCUAUACUUGUAUGUAUUGUAUUAUGUAACAAUAGAGAAAAUGUUGUGGCCAAGGAAGUAAAUGUGUAAUUGGUGAUACAAGUUAGAGGAAAUCUGAUAAAAGUAAUGUUCUUAAUAAUUUCCACAAUGCAUUUUGUAGGGAAGUAAUGAACUUCAUAAGUGCAGUUUUGAAAAGAUUUUAUCAUACUUAUGUAUAUACAUAGACUAGCAUUCAUGAAUCAUAUUCUUUGAUAUCUUGCAUAUAAGAAGGGCAGGAGAGAAGUGGCAUAAGAUAUAAAGGCAAACAUUAUCUUACUUUCAAACUAAUUUGAAAGAGUUGUGCACUUAAGAUUUACAAGCAUUUAAGAUUUACAACAAUAUGAACAGUAAUGAUUUGGCUUUAUGAAUGACAAAACUGUCUCAAUCCAAAAAGCCUAAGAGUUGAUGAGAUACAAGCUUGAAUUGUAUUUUAGUACGUAUUAUGAAUUAUUGCUCAAGGUGAUGGUGCACAUGAAAGAAAAUGAUUCUUCCAUUGCAUUUUCUUUAUGAAUACAGUAUUGACGACAGACAGUUAGCUACUUUGAGCCUUAGUGAGGACUCCAUAUCACCAGAACUAGCAAGGUUGAUACCUAAUUAAGAUGUGGACAAAUAUGUAUUUAAGGAAUGGUCUGCUUUUUUACACUGAAAAUUGCAUUCUAGUGCUACGCACAUAUUGUACAAUACAGUAUUAGAAAAAUCCCAUGAGCUGGAAUGCCUUUUUAUUUUUAAGUUUAGUUAAACUAAAGAGAAAAAUGAAUAUUCUUAUAUUGGCAUUGUAAAACAUUACUAGUCUGGACAGUACAUUACUAGUCAGGUUCCCAUUUGUUGAAAUCUUAGUAUUCUGAUCAAAGACAUUCAGAAACUAUGUCCUUUUGUAUAUGUCCAGAAAUAACCUGAUAUUGUAUGUAUACAUUUUGGCAAUCAUUUCCAGUGCACAGGUGAAUCAUUUCCAAGUGAUUGGUGCUUUCCAAGUGCUGUGUUGAAAACUCUUCAUGUGUAUGGACGUUAGUGUGGUUAGAGACCAAAAGGUCAGGAUUAAGAAAAAUAAGAUAUAAAAAACUUGAGCUCUAUAUAUUUUAGAAAAAAAUAAUUUGUGUAUAUAUGGGGGUGAAAAUAUGACGGAAUGGGAAGUGAAUUAAACCAUAAGGAAAUUCCAAAGCGCUUAAUAUUUAGUACAUUGAGCGCAUUGUGAAUUCCAAGAUACUGCUCAUCCAACCUAUAACAAAACAGAUAUUAAGUUUUAAGUUGUUAGUUGUAAUUGAGCAUGAAGCACAAUUAUGUGAUAAUAAUGCGGUAAAGGACCAAGUAGCCAAGUGCUUAUUUUCCUAUACGAGUAUGAUGGUAAAGUAGGAUGAGAAACAUUAUUCUUGCGACCCACCAUUGUAUAGUUUGGGGUCAGUUUAUGGAUGAAUAAAUUUUGGAUCUGAAGAUAAAUUCCAAGUUGUAAAUAUAUGUAUUUUUCCUUCCCAGUUACUAAUAUGGCACAAGGGCAUAGAAAAAAUGCAUUGUCUGUAGAUCUAUAGAAGGAGAAGUCUACUAUUAUCCUGAGAAAUGAAGUAUAUAGAUGCCUGUGUUUUAUUGCUUGUUAAACAAUUGAUGUUACAAAUAGAAUUUUAUAAACUAUAAAAAAUCUUCGCUUAUGUUCCGAGUUAAGAUAUGUAUCUGGAUAAUAUGGAUGAGACAUCCUUCCAGUGGUUUUCAGAUAUUUGUUUGCAUGACUGAUGCUAACUCUUCUCUUGUCAGCUCAUGUUUGUGAGUAGCAAGGUAGAAGAGAGUGACUAGUAUGGGUUUGUCUUGUACAAUUACACCGUUAUUAUUUGUUCUUGCUGUAUGUUUGAACAGGAGGGCAGUCAAAAUAUUCAAAGAUUACUUGAAGAGUAGGGCAGAGUCAAAAUAUUCAAAGAUUACUUGAAGAGUAGUGUACUUUUUAUUGGUAGGCUGAAGUUCUUUAUAGGUGAGUUAUUUUCCAUUCUAAAGAAGAACCUAGAGAUUAUUUAAAAAUUAAUUGUAAAUUGGUUUGUGACAAAGGUCAGUAUCCAUGUCAUGAAUGGUUCUCCAAAUUGGGUUUUAAAAUUUGCCUAUUUAUUUGACAAAUUGUUUCAGGCAGACUUCAAGUUAAGUUAUAUACUGUUUGCAUUUUUGUGCAUUACAAUAUGUUAGCUGCUUGUGUGUAUUGAAUGCAUUUGCCUGUAUUUUGUGGGUAUAAAAGAUAAAUUGAGAGGGAUAUGAUUUUGUGAAAUGCAUCAAAGGUCAUUAUAAGAAUAAGUAUAGUAUUUGAGGAAGCUGUCAAGAUUGUCUCACUGUGUGCCAUUCCAGUGUCAGUACUACAGUGUUUUUCAUUAAGACGUGAAUUAGCUCUUUAUGAAAGAUGUGAUAAUGAAAUUGCCCUUUAUUAGUGUAUACUGUAUGUGCUGUAUUUCAGUGUCUAUGUGAAUGUCCUGAAAAUUCAUUUUCACCCGAGGGCCAUCAUAUAGCUUGAAAAUUAAUCGAUCAUUUCAUUCAUACCUAAAUAGAGUUGAAUACCUGGAAAUAGAUGUUGAUUGUAUUUUAACAGUAACAUACAACUGUAUAUCAACAAAAUAAAAAAAAAAAUCAUGUAUUUCCCCCAAGAAAAGUCAACACCAGUCUUUAACCUUCACCACCAAUAAAUGGACCUCAAGUCACAAUUCUCUCAGAUUCAACCAUUACACACGCCCAAAACCACUACUAUUAUUAAGAAAAAUUAUACAGAUACACACAUUAAUGAAACUGUAAAUUUUUUUUAACUCACAUUACAUUACAUAGACCAUAAUGUAUUAGCAGCACUCACAAACUGAGAACCUUUUAAUGACCUUUUAACCAAAACCCACCAUAAAUUCAUAGAGCAACUGGGUGUGUAGUGUCUCCAAUUAAGUAAGUGCCCAUAAAACAAGAGUAUAUAUCCAUAUACGUAUACGUAUAUAUAUGAAAAUGGGAACAGUGGAGUUGCCCUUGUGCCAUGUUUUCUUUUUCUUUCCUUUUUUUUCAGAAUCCUGUAGUAUAAUUUUCAUCAAACUUUUCUUCUCUGUUUAUACUUUUUGUUCAGAGAUUCCAUGCUUUAAAUUGUACUAUUUUACUUGCAGUGUUAAAAAAUAAAAGUAUUUUGAAAGUAA